Molecule: messenger RNA, 1686 nt
Organism: Cydia fagiglandana
Lineage: Eukaryota; Metazoa; Arthropoda; Insecta; Lepidoptera; Tortricidae
Exons: 6
Coding region: 304-1182 (292 amino acids)
Source: RefSeq, a predicted model, not a curated record
AUACUACAAUCGAAAGUUAUGGCCAUGCGUAGCACAAAACUAAUCAAAAAAGCUAUAAAAUUACGAUUUUAAGUAUCCACAUGUACACGUAAAUUUAAUUAUUUCACUACUCAUCGUAGUUUCUGAAACCUAGUCAUUGUUCAAGCAUUGCCACCAUUUUGAGCCAUAAAAAAAUAAGUUUAAAACUAUUAAAUAAAAAAACGUUAAAAGUUAAAACUAGAUCACAACUUGUCUUUGUAACGUAAUAAAAGUACUUACAUUUAUUUGUAGUCACAUAUAUUGUGUUAUUAUUCUUUAUUAAUAAUGAUGCGGAGGAAAAUGUGUUACGUCGCACUUAUUUUAAUUAUAUAUGUGUAUAAAAGUUCGCAACUAUCGUACGAUAUCGACAAAAAGUAUUACCUCGUAACUGAGGCCCGUAACUUGUCUAAAAUGAUCUUCAACCGAGGCCGAAACAAUUAUAAUGAGCUCAAACAAAAAUCCUUAGACACGAUCGACACAUUUCUAGAUUUGGUGAAGAUUAUGAACGACAUUAUGGGACGGGAGUUGCGGGGCGCCAUUGUGAAGUUUUACAAAAUAAAAUAUUUUCACGAUUUCACGAAUUAUAUGAUAUCGAUGGAGGAGAUAGUAAACAUCACAGAGCAUUGUCUAAUAGAGCCGUUGGAAAAGCUGGCAGACCUCAGGGAACAGUUUCAUGACGUCAUCAAGAAUUUUGAGGAUGUCAGGAAUUUUGACUCGGUCAAUAAAUGCAACGAUCAGCUGCCUGACGAAGUCGCUACGGCACAUUGUAUUCUUCACCAAGCUGUAUUAUUCAACGAAGUGAUGCAACAAAGCCUGGGUACCAUAGUGACCGUGAAGACCCGACAACAUGCGCAAGACAUGAACGAGUCCAUUUACAACGUCCAGACAUGUCUAAACAACUUCGUGCCGAAGUUUUUCGACCAACUCCUGGUCGAUGUUUAUACGGACGAAUGCGAGUAUUUAAAGGUGGUGAACGCGUCGAUCACGGACUUGAUGAAGGACAAGCCCAACGUGACUCAGUUCCCGAGCAAGUGGAAGCCUUUAACGGACCUGCUUAAAGCUAAACUAAUAUCCCCAAGCCAUGUGUUAAACAAGCCAAUCUUUGCAACGAUAUUCGCCAUCGUCAAUAAUGCAAGUGACGACGCCACGAGAAGACUACACUAGAGGGCGCCACUAGUUUCUUAGGGAAACAAUUGUAAAUACAGCUUGGCAAAAAAAAGAGUAGAAAUUAAAAAGUGGCAACACUGUAGUGUCGUCCCCUUCAAACCAAUUUAUACCGGGUGUGGCCUGUAAUAUGAGCAAAAAAUUUAACUGUAGACUGUACUCCUCAUACUGACCAACAUUUGUUCAGCAACUUUUAAAAACAACUUGUGGUUUGAUUUUUAAUACACUUUAAAGUUUAUUUUAAGACGCAAUGUAUUGCGAAUUUUGUUAUGUUUAAGGCGUGACAAGCAACGUCAAUCACAAUGAUAUGGCGUGGCGAUCCAUUGAAGAUAAUAUUUAUUUUGUAUGAAAAUAGCGAGUCUAUAUACUUCAUAAUUUUUUAAAGUUGUUGAACAAAAGUGUCACCGUUUGAGGAGUACAAUCUAUGUAUUAAUUAUUUGCUCGUGUUACAGGCUACACCCGGUAUAAGAAAUCGGGACGACACUACAGUGUUGCCACUUUUUA